This is a messenger RNA of Argiope bruennichi, 2397 nucleotides long. RefSeq names its product BUB3-interacting and GLEBS motif-containing protein ZNF207-like. The transcript has 12 exons. NCBI's taxonomy places the organism in Eukaryota, Metazoa, Arthropoda, Arachnida, Araneae, Araneidae. Bases 186 to 1403 code for a protein of 405 amino acids. The record is from RefSeq and is a predicted model, not a curated record. Gene Ontology annotation, cellular component: nucleus.
UUUCGUGAAUUUACCGGAAUAAAUGUCUAUUCCAGAAAGUUGCUAUUUUAAAUAAAGAAAAUGUAGCUUCUUUUGGUGAAACAAAACCACCUAUUUGAUAAUUUAUCAAUAUAUUUAUAUAAUAAUUCUUCUUAUAUAUCAACUCUACUAAGAUUUAAAGAGAAUUUGAAUUUCAAAACAAUGUAAUGGGGCGCAAAAGGAAGAAGCCCUCAAAGCCUUGGUGCUGGUACUGCAAUCGAGAGUUUGUUGAUGAAAAAAUUCUCAUUCAGCAUCAAAAGGCAAAACAUUUUAGAUGCCAUUUAUGCAAGAGAAAGCUUUAUACUGGACCAGGUUUAGCAAUUCAUUGCAUGCAAGUUCAUAAACAAACUGUUGAAAAUGUUCCCAAUGCUUUGCCUACUCGAAAUAAUAUUGAAAUUGAAAUUUAUGGCAUGGAAGGCAUCCCAACAGGUGAUGUAAAGGAGCAUGAAAAAGGUGGUAGCAAGGAUGAAGAUACGGAGGAAGAUGAAAAUUCAAAUUCAGGAUCAGAGUCCAGCAACAAAAAACCAGCUACUACGUCUACUGCAACUUCAACAUCUGGUAUGAUGACUGGUAUAUCAGUGCCAGGUAUGAUGUCAGGUAUGCCAUAUGGUUCCCCUAUGCCUGGCCAUCCAGCUGUGGGCCAUAUGAGACCCAUGGCAAUGGACUUGCCAUCUACCAGCAUGAAUAAAGGAAUGCCGUCUGGUUAUAUACCAUCAGGUUAUGAUUGUAGUUUACCCAUGAUGGGAGCAAUUCCACCAACUUCAGUUAUACCACCUUCAUCUAUGUCAACUACAGUACAAGCUCCUUCUAAACCACUUUUUCCAGCUGCAGUUCCACAAGCUCCUGCAUCAUCACAAAUGACUGUAGGAACAGAUUUUAAGCCAUUAAUGACCACUGUGCAGCGACCGACCUUUCCAGCUUAUGGUGGGGGUGUUUCUCCAAGUAUGACAGGUUGUAUUACAUCAUCAACACAUGGAGCUGGACCUAUCCUUUAUGGUUCAGCUGAAAUCAUGUCUAGUCCACGAGUUACUAAUGAAGUGAAAAGACCUGCCUUUAUCAUUCCUGCAGAUAAUCCUAAUGGUAAAAUUUUACAUCCUGAUGAUGAUUUAUCUUUGGAAGAAAUAAGAGCUCAAUUGCCCAAGUAUCAAAUGUAUUUAAAUGUAAAUAGAAUGCAUAUACCUAUGAUGUUUGGGAAAAUGCCUAUGCCUGGUAGCCCUAUGAUGAUGAAUGGGAUGAUGAGACCAGGUACUAUGGCAAUGCCACCUGGAAUGACUGGAACAUCUAUAACAGGAAUGGGUAUACCAUAUUCUACACCAACAAUGUAUCCUCAUAUCCAAUCAUUGCAUUCACCUAUGAUGGGUCAAGGAGGGUCACGUCCUUAUUAAAUCAUCGUUACAAGUGCACAAAGAUAAGUGUCUAAAAGUGUUUUAUUAUACUAAGAAUUGGGAGAGGGGGGAGAGCCAUUUAUUGAGAACUUUUGUACCAGGAGGUACUUUAUCUAUGUUCAAUAUUAAGAUGAUUUCUUCAAAAAAAGAAAAACUUCUUGACAUGCUUAAAAAUAACAUGCUAUUAAUGUUUGAAUUAGAAGGACAAUGGAAUCUUCUAUAAACAUUUGAAUGCAACUCUUAACUAGACUAUUCUGUUUCACCACUUAUUUUUGCCUGUACUUUUAAGUGAUUUGUAUAUGUAAGCUUUUGUGACUAUUUAUGUAGUUGUUAUGUUCUUAAAUGAAUAGUAAAUGUAUGUUUUUCUUUUAAAAUGCAUGAAAAUUGUAUUUUUAUAGUAUUUGAAAUUUUCCAUAUAGCUGUUCUUUUGUUCCUAAUACAUCAUUCAUUUAUCAGAUUACCUCUCUCAUUUAAAUUAAAUGUAAUCCUAUAAUGUGUUAUAUUUGCCAAUUUUUCAUAAAAAUAUAAUAUGAUGAUAUUAUUUCUUUAUUUAGUUGCCUUUGCCAUUUAAAACUUGCUUAUUCUUAUAAAACUAUGACUUUCAAAUGAUACAUUAUGCUUUAAUUUUUUGUAACUCCAAAUAGGGGUUUAAAUUGGUUACAUAAUUGCUAAGCAAGUGUAUUAAUUGUAAAAAAUUUCACUUACAUACAUGCUAACAUUCUUUGUCAUGUAAUUAUUGAAGAAAAGGAGUGUUAAUAAUGAAAAAGAUUUAAUUAAAACUUUUUUUUUUGUUGCUGUAAAUAGUCAACUGUUAUAUUUCUGUGGAUUUUGCCUGUUUCGAUGAAGUUACUAUGAAAUUUAUGUAAGCCUUCAAAAUUUUAAUGGCUUAACUUUUAUUAUGGUAACACUGUACUUGAAACUAUCAAUUUCAAAUACCUUUUUUUUAUGUUACCGCACUGAUUGUUUUUAGUACAUUAAUUGAUACUAUUUGUAA